GCGCACGGUGUUGAUCUGCGCGGUCGCCUCGUGAGUUGGCUGAUACGCAGAGCAGAAACAGAUUUGGAUCGAUCAAGCGCCCCCGCCUUUGACGUUUGCAGCCAGGAACUGAACCACCAGGAUGGCAUCAAGACUUGUCUACUGUUUCAUGCAGCAACUUCCGGGGAUAGCUGCAGGCGGCCUUCCAGAGUCCAAUUGGAUGUCUUUUCAAGGCCUGUUGCUUAGGAUAGAUUGCAGAGAUGCGAGUUGUCGUCCUCAAUCUGGCGCACUUGGCCAUGUCCGGGUGCUGUGAAGCUUCCCCGACCAAGUCGCUGCUUUGGCACCCACCUCAUCACACCGCCGUGGCCCGUUAAAACUGGAAAAGCGCUAUCGCUUGCUCGCCCCUUUGUGAGGAGGGGAAGAAAAAAAAAAAAAGCAAAGAUCUUUGCUAUCUAUUUAACAAGCUCCUCGUCCUGCCGCUCAUCAUCCCCGAACCUUCAGGUCAACAUUACGUCUGUAUCAAAGUGCUGAGCCCACCAAGCCCCUCCAAACAGACUUGCAUCCACACCAACGCUCACGCAAUCCGAAAUCAUGGCGAAGGACGGCUCCUCCAGCAGCUCUUCCCGCGGCUACAACGUCACCAGCAGCGGCACCAACAGCCAGGGCAACCACUACUGCUCCCGCGACUACGGCAACGGCUCCAACAGCUACCACUACUCCAACAGCAACGGUUCCUACUACUACUCCAACCCGAACGGGUCCACGUACUACAACAGCGGAAACGGGUACUCUCGCUACACGCCGGGCAAAUAGACGGCCUUGAUGCACGCGCGUGCGGCCAGGCUGUAUUCAUGCUCGGGCUCGAGGCGUCGGCGGGGACAUCUCUGGAUCGUCGAGAGGCGGAGAAGGCGAGGGAUUAGAAGGCAGGGGCUGAAAGUAGGUGAAACAGACGCGGCUGCUGAUUGCGCCAUCGCGCCAGUCCUAUAGCAAAUUCAACCGCUGCGUAUUCUGUCGCAAAGCGUCGCCCUGUGCCUCUCUCGACCGCCAGGCGGAUCUGAGCAGA
This is a messenger RNA of Verruconis gallopava, 1042 nucleotides long. RefSeq lists its product as uncharacterized. Lineage: Eukaryota; Fungi; Ascomycota; Dothideomycetes; Venturiales; Sympoventuriaceae. The transcript is spliced from 3 exons. The coding region runs from base 571 to 792 and encodes 73 amino acids. The record is from RefSeq and is a predicted model, not a curated record.